GGUCUUCAGAAUCCCGAUGCAAUGUAUCGACUGAGGUCGUUGCUUAUAUUUCAACAUGUUGUGAAGAUGAUGGCUUCGAAAAGAUUGUGCACAGAUAAAGAAAACUUUAGAGAGGUAUUUAUAACACUUGGGCGAGAAAUUUGUUUCUGUUAAGUAAAUCAAGUAAUUCAAAUGUGUUCUGUGCGCGUUUCAAAUGCGUUUCUACGUGCGUUUCAAAUGCGUUCCGUGUGCGUUUCAAAUGCGUUUCGUGUGCGUUUCAAAUGCGUUCCGUGUGCGUUUCAAAUGCGUUUCGUGCGCGUUUCAAAUGUGUUCGUGUGCGUUUCAAAUGUGUUUCGUGUGCGUUUGAAAUGCGUCCCGUGUGCGUUUCAAAUCCGUUCCGUGUGCGUUUCAAAUACGUUCUGUGUGCGUUUCAAAUCCGUUCUGUGUGCUGAUGAUGAUAAUAAUAAUAAUAAUAAUAAUAAUAAUAAUAAUAAUAAUAAUAAUAAUAAUAAUACUGCGUUUUAAUAAUUUCUUUUCAAUCACGCACUUUUGGCCAAACUUUUUCUGUCUCACCACCUUUUUGUUCUUUUUUGAGAUAAAAUUGCCACGCCGAAUUUGAGUAAUAACCAAAGAAUAAGAAUUCAGAUUCCAGCGAUAUUGCAUCAUAAAACACAAUGUUCCUGUCAUCAAUAUCGUGGGUUUUCCCAUACAUCUCCAUCUUUUUCUGCGUCGUAGGAUCUGGACUUUUAUGAUAAACACGGGCUUUCAACUUGUAACCUGGAGCAAAUUUCAUAAUCAUAUCCACAGCAUUACCUUUAGCUUCAAUAUUAUCGUUGUAGUUCUUUAUCUUGUUCAUGUUGCUGUGUAUUACCAGAGGCUUGCUAGGGUUAUUCUGAUCAAUGGCCACAAAGAUAUCACAGCCACCAAGUGGAGAUGUAAAAAACCAUUCUGCUCUGGUUGGGUCCAAAAACAUAAAGGUAUUCGUGUUAUCUACUUGUAAAAGAAAGAACGCUUGAUUAUCGUUAUCCUCGGGCUUGCUCUUUGGAAUAACGUUGAUGAUCGUGUUUUUAGAAUUGUCAAGGACUACUAGGCAGCUCAUAUCUUUUGGAAUAAUUUGUAUGCCAAUGGUUUCUGCUGGGAUAUCACUAUUUCCCUUCACAAUAUACCUUUCGCGGUUCUUUUUAAUCGCAGACCAAGUGCUAAACUCUUUGUAAUCCGGAUAUAGUUGACAAUCCUUUGAGACGACCAAUUCAGUUUCUUCUGUUCCUUUCCCUAAAAGAUUUUGCAAUGCGUUUAUUUCCUGCUUUUUACCACUGGAAAAUACACCACCGCCAGCGGACCUCAUCACGGCAAAAUUCAGGAAAACAAGAACGCAAAAAAAUACAACGGCUUUCAUGUUGAUAGUUAAAUACAAGUGUCACUGCUUCUUCUAAUAUCAGUGCAAUUGUGCAUGUAGAUGAAAUGAAACCGCUGGUGAUCACGACUUUUUAGGUUACUAGAGCCAACAGGUUGUUUGACAAUUGCAUUACGUUAAGGGAUGAUCUAUAAUAGACCUCAAUAAAUUGAGACCUUGGUAAAUUUAGCACGUUUAAGCCUCGACAGGUGUAAUUGUUCUUGUUCAUUAAAGCAUUGUUGGCCGGAAAUUGUCUAUUCGUUCUCAACAGGUGUCUACACUGAAGCGAUUAAUUCACACCGGACCCCCAAACAUCGAGGCAUUUUAUAUAGUUCGUUGUCUUGUGAUUUUUUUUAGUUUAAAUGGGUUUGAAUUUUAGCAAGCUAUUUCUUGGGAGUUUUAGCUUCUCUCUCUCUAAUUUGCCCAAUUUUUGGGUGUAGUUUUUCACAAGUUAUACUCUGUUUUGGGCCGUUACUGAAACAACUAGGAUUUAUAUUCUCAGAAUCUCAGUUAAGCUAUCUUGUGUCAAAGAAAUAUAAUGGGCCUUUUUAUAGCAGUCGCUUUAUUUUAUUGAAGGUUUUGAAGAUUUUUGAAUAAAUGGCGGGGUAAUCCUCAAAACCUUCAAUAAAAUAAAGCAACUGCUAUGCCAGCUAUUGUUUUCGUGGCCCCUUUAGAGAUGGGGGCACGGGGCAAAGUGCUCCCUACUUCUAUGCGGCCCUGUGGUAUCCGAAAUGGAAUUACACUAAACAAAAAUGAGUGCUAUGCGCGCAAAAUAUAACAGUAUUUAACCAGAGACUAGUGUCAAAGUCACCUAACGCUUGCGUGCGUUUAGUAACAUUGGCGAGUUUAAUGCAAAUAUUAGUAAUAUCAUGUCCUAGACUGUCGUGCGACAAGUUUGCAGUCAAAAUUGUUGCUAUUACUAUUAUAUCCUCUUUUGAUUCUAAAAGGAAAUAUGUGUUUUGAUACUACUCAAUGUAUAAGUUUAAUACAUUACUCUGAACAUCACAGUCGCUAUGCUAUAAAGUACGAUAUUUUAUCGUAACUUUCCGAAAGCUUGACUAGAGUAUGUUCUAUAUUGAAAUGCCUAUAUUUAUAAUACCAUAUUUCAAACAAUAAUUCAUAAGCUUAUUGGCAAAUCAUGUCAACCAUAAUAUGUCACGUGCAGUGUCUUUAAACUUGAUAAAACACUCCUAUAAUUAGUAUAUAAAGAAUACUAAUACGGCAGUAUCUAUUGUAGUCGUGUUCUCAUUAGUAUUCUUUAUAUAAAGACUACUAACAAGGCAGUAUAUCUAUUGAAUUUGUAGUCGUGUUUGAAGCCGUUUAAUAAACUCGCAGGUCGUGUUUUAUUAGGUCAUCAUUUUAUUGUUGUUGAUUUAGUACAUUAGAUAAAUCUACAAGUCCUAUUUAAAAAACGAGCGGGAGUGUUUUAUUAGGUUAAAAAUCUUUAUAUAAAAAUCUUUAUAUAAAAAUCUUUAUAUAAAAACCUUUAUAUAGUUUGCAUAACAAUGGUCUUUUGUUAAAGUGUUCUUUAGCUGGUAUAAAGACGUAUGCACGUGACUAAUUUCUUACUCAAGAUUGGAUAAUCGCUUCAUGAAUUAUUAAUUAUUUUUUUGAAUGUAGUUUAAUAAUUUCUAGUACUGCGUUUUAAUAAUUUCUUUUCAAUCAUGCAUUUUCUGUCUCUGUCGCUUUUCACACAACUUUGUAUGUCUCACCACCUUUUUGUGCUUUCAUAAAAAAUGCCACGCCAAAUUUUGAAUAAUAACCAAAAAAUAAGAAUGAAGAAUUUAUGCUGACGCUACAAGGCAGUUUUCCACUAGGGCUAGGCGGAAUUUUCCGUGUGGAGCGGAAGUUUUCUUUGUCUUUUCUGAUUAGUUCCACCCGAGAAAUCACAAAACAAAGAAAAAUUUCGUAUAAAUCUCGUAGUGGAUUUUUAAAAAUCUUGUAAAGCAAAACUCAUCUACUAGAAAAUUUUUGUUAUUAUUUUUUUAUUAUUAAUUUUUUUUAUUAUUUUUUUAUUAUAUAAGUUUUUUUUAUUAUUUUUUAAAAUUUUGUUUUUAAAUUUUUAAUUUUUUUUUUACAAAAUGGCGUAAGAAGGUAGUGAGUUUUUUCAAAUAACGAAUCUGGUAGUCGUACACGUGCUCGUUGUCAAAUCUAGAGCUCUCUAAGUAUCUUGAGAAGGAAGGGCCCUUAGUAAAUUUAGCACGAUUAAGCCUCGACAGGUCUAAUUGUUCUUGUUCACCAAAGCGUUGUUCGCCGAAAACGGUCUAUUCGUUCUCAACAGGGUGUCUAAUCACUGAAGCGAUCAAAUUGUGCAGCAGGUGCCAAAACUAUUCUAUGCUAGUAUGGGGUAUAAGCGACCUGAAUAAAGUGGUGCAAAUUCCCGCGCGGAACACAAAAUUUGCAAAUUUCCCAGGGCUAUAUUUUCCUCAUUUUACAACCCAACUUUGCAAUAUUACAAAUUUUAACGUGCUCUUUCUAGCUGUGGUGAUGGAUUUUGUUCUUCUUGCUUAGAUCAAAAUUUAGUCUAUUGCUGGAAUUGCCCAUUUGUCUUUUUCGUUUGCCUGACUCCAUUAUAAUCGCUAUGAUUACAACGGCGUACGAAGGCGUAUACUUUUGCUUGUCUGCGCAUUAUGUUGCUGUAGUUUUGGAAUGAUCAAUAAGUGGUAUUGCAUUUUAAUUUCAUUUUAAUUAAUUGGCGUCAAGUGCAUUUGAUUUCAUGUUGACGAUGUGGAAUGUAUAAUCUCUAUGAUUACGACAGCGUACGAAGGCGUAUACUUUUGCUUGUCUGCGCAUUAUGUUGCUGUAGUUUUGGAAUGAUCAAUAAGUGGUAUUGCAUUUUAAUUUCAUUUUAAUUAGUUGGCGUCAAGUGCAUUUGAUUUCAUGUUGACGAUGUGGAAUGUAUAAUCUCUAUGAUUACGACAGCGUACGAAGGCAUAUACUUUUGCUUGUCUGCGCAUUAUGUUGCUGUAGUUUUGGGAUGAUCAAUAAGUGGUAUUGCAUUUUAAUUCCAUUUUAAUUAGUUGGCGGCAAGUGCAUUUGAUUUCAUGUUGACGAUGUGGAAUGGUUAUAUGGUGAACUAUUUUGAACAAAUUCAGACACAGGUAUGUGGAAUACUUUAUAAUUAUAUUUGUAAGUGGUGUGCAAUUUCUCAGUGUUGAAACAUCACAACUAAUUUCUAACAAUGCAUUCAUGAAGUAGACAAAUGCUUUUGUCAUAUCGUAGGGUGAAAAUAUUGGCGAGGCGCAAGAAGCUUGUAUGUUGUCCUCCAAAG
This is a messenger RNA of Paramuricea clavata, 4643 nucleotides long. The record is from the annotation of a GenBank genome assembly. Lineage: Eukaryota; Metazoa; Cnidaria; Anthozoa; Malacalcyonacea; Plexauridae.